AUGGGCAUCGCGACGUUGGACCUGCGUCCGGGGGUGGGCCUGGGGCCCUUCUCGCUCGGUGCGCUCCCCCAAGCCCGCUCCUCUUACUCGUCCUCUUCCGCUGCGCGCGCUCUGCGCUCCCCGCUACGGAAUCUCCCCCGCCCGCCGCUGUCCCACCCACGCCCCCCUCGUUUCCUUGCUUUCUCUCAACCGCUCUCGCUCUUCACGGGUUCUCUUCGCGUUUCUUCGUCGCCCGCUGGUAACCACAUUCCCGCUGCUCUUUCCCCCACACGUGUCUCCCCUACUCGCAUGGCGGUGUGCGAGGCGUUGGCGGAGGUGGAGGCGCAGCUGGGCGUCUUCGACAGCAUCGUCGUUAACUACUGCCACCAGGAGCCUCUAUCGCGGGACAUAGUCAUCGCCUUCCCGCACCUCGGUUUCCGCCUCUGCUUCGACCCACACGUGCAGCGCCUGCACCGCAUAGACGUGGCGGACAUCUCUCGUCUGCACCUGCGAUUCGGAGCCUCGCUGCUCGGAGGCCCCAUGCAGGCGCCCACGUUCGCGCACGUGUAUGCUGUGCUCGGUCACACCUUCCCCGGCGCCUACAGCGCUCAGGCAUGGCUUUGCUCUUCCCCAUCGCAGCGCCGCACCAGCACCUAUUCCACCACCCCACACACGGUCAGGGCCUUCCUACCUCGCUCGCUCAUGCCCUCUCAACGCCACUCUCACGCUACCUCACUCAUACCCUACCCUCGCGGCUCCCCGCGCCUCUCUCUCCCCGAAUCUCUUUUCGCCCCCCCUAGCCUCUCGCUCUCUCUCAACGCCCUUGCUGCACCCCGCUUUCUGCCAGACAGCUCAGCGCCCCGCCUCUCCCAAGUGCUGCUUUACCUGCUGGGGGAACCCACUUUCCACUCCUCUCCCCCUCUCUCUUUUCCCAACCCUUCCCCCUUCUCCCUCCCCUUCUCCCUCCCCUUCUCCCUCCCCUUCUCCCUCCCCUUCUCCCCUCCUCCCCCAGACCUCCCCAUGCAGCUGCCAGACGGCUCUGCGCCCCGCCUAUCGCAGGUGCUGCUGCACCUGCCGGGGGAGCCUGCUCUCCCUGCGCAGGGGGCGGGGGGGACAGGGGGCGUUGGGGGCGAAGGGGGCACAGGGGGGACUGUCGAGGGCGGGGAGGGGGAGGGGUUGCGGCGGGCAGCAGAGCGGUUUGCGUCGCUGCCGCUGGUGAUGGCGAAUGGGGCCGUGUACAUGGAGGCCCUCGUGGUGCAGGUGAGGGUGGUGUUGUGGCGCAUGGCCACUGUAUUAAACAAGUAUAUGAGCCUGCACGCGAGGGUGAUGGCGACCGGGGCCGUGUACAUGGAGGCCCUCGUGGUGCAGGUGGGUGCAGGAGAUGAGACGAGCUUGUGGGAGAGAAGGCCAGGCUUCAUGUGGGGCGGGCGGAAGGCAGGGGAAAUGGGCGUGCAGUGCAGUGCAGGUUGGCGACCGCUGGGAGAGGCAGUGCUCUUCUCACAGGGCGGGCAGCGCAUUGCCUUUGGGGACUCAAGGAGGCACCUCAACCCCCCUUCCUCCCUGACCCUCUCUCCCUUCCCUGCCCCUCUUCUCUCUUCCCCCAUACUCGCACCAGCUGGGAGAGGCAUGCUCUCCUCACAGGGCGGGCAGCGCAUUGCCUUUGGGGACUCAAGGAGGCACCUCAACCCCCCUUCCUCCCUGACCCUCUCUCCCUUCCCUGCCCCUCUUCUCUCUUCCCCCAUACUCGCACCAGCUGGGAGAGGCACUGCUCUUCUCACAGGGCGGGCAGCGCAUUGCCUUUGGGGACUCCGCGCAGGUCAGCUGCCCCCAUGCGCUCCUCUCCUCCUGCCCCUCUCCGCCCACCUGCCACUCCUUAACAACCGCUCUCUCUCUUCCCACCCACAUGUAUCCUGGAGGCACACACUUGACUCCUUGCUCACUUCUCUCCUCGCCCUUGUGCGCCCGUCUCUCACCUUUCUCUCCUCCCUUGCCUACCUCCCGUGCGUACCUCCCUUUGUGUCCGCGUCCGCCAUCUCGCCCCCUCCUCUUUCCCCCCGCCAGGACGUAUGGUCGGAGCUGGGGAGGCCGUGCUGCAUGGGCGCCAAGCAGGUCAUGCACGCCCUCAGCGCUAACUCCUCUCCCUUCCCCCCCCCCCCUGUGCGCCGCUCCCCUCUGCAGGACUCUGCCAAGGCAAUUCACUCCGCCCGUGCCCCGCCCCUCUCCUUCUCCCCCUCCUCGCCCCUCGUCUCCUCCCCCUUGCCCACGCUCUCCCCCUGCUCCACUCCCCCGGACUACAUCUGGAGCUACUACACCCGAGGGCUCGAUAUUAUCUUCAGUGGCCAGAGCUACGAGGUGCGCAAGCUGGUGUUGCACACCAACCUACCGGGCCAGCCGGAUUUCAACGACUACGUCAAGUGCAACUUCCGCAUCCCCGCGCCCCAUGCACCCCCAGAUGCCCCUGCCGGGUCCGACCCAUCGCUCUGUAUAACUCCUGACUCCAAGUGGGACCAUGUGCAGAAGCUAUUCGGGGGAGGUGGACGAGCGGCCAUACAGACCGCAGGGGCCUUGCACAGGGCCUUUGGACCCACCUUUGUAUACGGCUUCCGCCACGUGGCAUUUGAGGUGUUGAAGAAUGGACACAUCUGGCUCCUGCGGUACGACGACCGCCGCCAACUUCCUUUUUUCGCUCUCGCCCUUCCCGCGGUCGCCACGUCGUUUCGUCACUGCCUGCGUCUCGACGUCUCAAAAACCGCAUCGUCCGGUCGUCUGCUCUGCUCCCACCCCAUUCGUCAAUGUUCGUCGGACCACACUCUUAUCUUUCCAAACCUCAUCUCUCCCACCCCCCGCAUUCUCCACCGGCCCCCCACCUCCUCCCCGUUCCCUUUCCCGUCCCCCGCCACCUCUCCCUUCCCCCCAACAGGCAGCAGCUGGGCGAUGGCGGCGGUGACGGCGGUGGAGCUCGCAUACGCCGUGGCGCGCAACGACUCGUGCGACAUGCAGGCGCCGCGUUACCUGUCGACGCAGCAGGUGCUGAACUGCGGCGACAGCAAAAAGGGCAACUGCACGGGCGGCUGGCCCACGACUGCGCUGGACUAUGUUGUGAAGACGACGGGGAAAUACGGGGGUAUGGUGAAGAAGCAGGCGACGGCCAUCGGCAUCCGGUCAUACGAGAGCAUCGACUACUACGGCUGGCUCGGCCUCAUCCUCGCCGUGCAGGUGCAUCCGGCCAUCGCGCUGGUGAACUCCAAGCCCGACUCCUUCCGCAACUACCAGUCGGGCGUGUACGCGGAUUCGUCGUGCGCGGAGGGGCAGGUGGACCACGCUGUCGUGGUGAUGGGUUAUACCUUCGCGUCGCCCGGACCCCUCUGGAUCCUCAAAAACUCAUGGGGCAAGACGUGGGGCAUGCAGGGAUACAUGCAUCUGGCCAUGCAGGGCGGGCUGGGGGCAUGCAACAUCCACUCUGUGCCUGCACUCGUGCCCGUCAUCCGCAACUCGGAUCCGUGCAGCCUGCUGGUGAACCCCUGUGGCGGCGGAGAGUGCAUUUCGCGCGACAGCGGCAAGUACAAGUGCAACUGCCCGCCUCAAUUCGUCAAAGUCAAGAACUCCGACGGCACCGAGUCCUGCACGCCAGUGGUGGUGUGCACGCGAGCGGACAUCAACCCGUGUGGAGUGGGCACGUGUCUCAAUGACGGCAAGGGAACGCACACCUGCCUCUGCCCGCGCGGAUUCACGCUCGGCACCAUCGCUGUCGGCUCUGACACCUGCGUGCCCUCGGACAAGACCAUAAAGAGCAUCAAGGUGCCGCUGACGGUGCCGGCCAAGGUGGUGUACGGGCUCUAUGGCAUUCCCAAGGACCAGUUCUACGACCAGAACCCCGACCUGGACUCGGACGACAGCAAGAUAAAGAAGGGCAAGAAGGUGAACGUGAAGGCCACCUCGGAUACCAUCAACUGCGAUCUCUUCUACCCCUGGAACUGGGGCAAUCGCUGUGGGCCGGUGGCAGCACUGUUUGGCAUCACCAUCGCUCGCCUCCAGGACCUCAACCCGGGCCUCACCUGCCCCACCGGGGCGUACCCGGGCCAGCAGAUCUGUGUGCGGGAGGGAAGCGGCCUGGCCAUCCCGCUGUGUGCGCAGUAUCACGUGAUAGCGCCCCCGGACACGUGCAGGAGCAUCAAGCAGCAGUACUCGCUCUCCUGGUCCACCUUCUUCGCCCUCAACCCUGGUGUCUUCUGCGCCAACCUCUACCCCGCUGCCACCGUCGAUGGACAGAACUCCAUCCCCAGUGGCGCACAGAUCUGUUUCCAAUACAACACACGCCGCAUGGCCUCUCUCAACAACGGCUACGUGUGCACCAACGCUCGGCUCUUUGUCGGCCUUGUGCUGUGCACCUUCCGCUAG
Molecule: messenger RNA, 4377 nt
Organism: Closterium sp. NIES-65
Lineage: Eukaryota; Viridiplantae; Streptophyta; Zygnematophyceae; Desmidiales; Closteriaceae
Source: the annotation of a GenBank genome assembly